CAUGACGUCAUUUCCGGUUCUGCCAUUUUGCGGUUGCGGAUCGGUCUCGAGCUGCUGGUGCGUCUCUCACCGAAUACCGAUAAUAAAGUCUAAUAAAGACAAAACCGCCCAGUUAAACCGGUAACAUGUCCGAUUUUGACAGCAACCCCUUCGCGGACCCGGACUUCAGCAACCCGUUUCAGGAUCCAUCUGUGACACAAGUAACGCGGACCGCCCCACCUGGCCUGGAGGAGUACAACCCUUUCACAGACACAAAGCCGGUCCCGCCAGGCUCCGCCCCUAAAUCAGUCCCGCCCACAGCCAACACACAGCCGGCCAUCAUGAAACCCACCGAAGAACCGCCAGCUUACACUCAACCUCAGCAGACACAGGAUCAGGCGCGAGCCCAGGCGGAGUUAUUGAGGAGACAGGAGGAGCUGGAGAGAAAAGCGGCUGAGCUGGACCGCAGGGAGAGGGAGAUGCAGUCUCUCAGCGCAUCAGGAGGGAGGAAAAACAACUGGCCGCCCCUUCCAGAGAAGUUUCCGGUGGGUCCGUGUUUCUAUCAUGACAUAUCGGUGGACAUCCCUGUGGAGUACCAGAAAACCGUCAAGAUCAUGUACUAUCUGUGGAUGUUCCACACGGGGACGCUGUUUGCCAAUAUAUUCGGCUGUUUGUCGUGGUUCUGUGUAGAUGCGUCGAGGGGAGUGGAUUUUGGUCUGGCUAUGCUCUGGUUCAUGCUCUUCACACCCUGUUCAUUUGUCUGCUGGUACAGACCUCUGUAUGGAGCAUUCAGGAGUGACAGCUCUUUUAGGUUCUUUGUAUUCUUUUUCGUCUAUAUCUGCCAGUUUGGUGUCCAUGUGCUGCAAGCCAUUGGCAUUACAGGUUGGGGAGCCAGUGGCUGGAUCUCAGCGCUGACUGGGCUGAACACAAGCAUUCCCGUCGGUAUCAUCAUGAUCCUGAUUGCGGCCCUCUUCACUGCGUCGGCCGUCAUCUCUCUCAUCAUGUUUAAAAAGGUUCAUGCUCUGUACCGAACCACCGGCGCCAGCUUCGAGAAGGCGCAGCAGGAGUUCGCCACAGGCGUCAUGGCCAACAAAACGGUGCAAACCGCCGCCGCUAACGCCGCCUCCACUGCUGCGCGGGGAGCCUUCAAAGAGCAGAUCUGAUUGGUCCAGAGAACUCCGACUCCGCCCAUGCUACUUUGACCCCGCCCUCCGCAUUCCUCCUAACUGUCUUUACAGCCAAUCAUCAGCUCUGACUGGCUUUUCAAGACCACACCCACUUUCUUUCUUUAACUUAAUGCACUCCUGUGACUGACUGAGACCCCGCCCACAGCCCCUCCCCUCCUGUCAAUCAGCAGGUGUGCUCACCUGUUCUUUAGUUGGAGUGUGUGUGUGUGUGUGUGUGUGUGUGUGUGUGUGUGUGUGUGUGUGUGGAACGCCUGUCUGUGUGUAAACAGCCUAAAGAGUCACUUUAUAUGUUCACAUCACUGUUGGGUGUCAGUUUGUCCCUGUUAAACAACAGGAAGUGAUGUCAUCCAGUGUCCUUUUAAGGGAUCCAAGGAAAAAAGAAUGGUUAUGCUCUCACAGGUCUGUCUUACCGCUCAUCUCCUCAAACAAAC
Molecule: messenger RNA, 1597 nt
Organism: Cyprinus carpio (common carp)
Lineage: Eukaryota; Metazoa; Chordata; Actinopteri; Cypriniformes; Cyprinidae
Gene: scamp1
Product: secretory carrier membrane protein 1
Biological process (GO): protein transport
Cellular component (GO): recycling endosome membrane; trans-Golgi network membrane
Source: RefSeq, a predicted model, not a curated record